Molecule: messenger RNA, 793 nt
Organism: Linum trigynum
Lineage: Eukaryota; Viridiplantae; Streptophyta; Magnoliopsida; Malpighiales; Linaceae
Source: the annotation of a GenBank genome assembly
AGACUCAAUUGGCCAGACAUGUGAUUUUACCGUCAAUUUAGACGGUCAACGGUCCAGCUCACCACCAUGUUAGCAGCAAAAUUAAAAAGUAUUAAAUUAUAAAUUAUUUUCAUAUUGAAAGAGAGACGAGAAUCAUAACCAAUUACGAUAAACAAUUUUGUUGUAUCUUUCUAUAUAAAAAAAACAUAUAGGAAACAAAAUUUUGAAAAUUAGAGGACCUUUGCACCAUGGUUAGCAACUGUGACGGCUCCUUUGUUUGGGAGUCUCAGUUGGCGGCUUGUGGGAUUACCAUUGCUGAUGCUCAUGGCCAGGUGAUUGACGACAAGGCUGAGAGAUUCUAUUGUUCCUACCCGAUUCAGGCAGAAGCAUUUGCUAUUCUGGGUGCUGUGGUGUUUUUCUCACUUGAAACAAACAUAACCCUACCUCACCAUUUUCCUCCCACAACAACACACCACCACCACCGCCUCCUCCUCCUCCAUUCUUAUGGAAAAACUCGUUUGGAGAACAUGAUUUAGAUCGUAAAUUCAUUGAAUCCGUAGAUUUUGUAGAAUUUUUUUUUGUUACUUCUUGUAUUGUGUAUUUUAGCUUUAGAGAUUUCAAAUCUCUAAAAUCUAUGGAUAUAAAAUCUCUCAUAAUCAAAAAAAUUCUAUAUCUUGAUUCGUAGGAUUUUAUUUCUCCUAAUUUUUUUCUUUCUUUUAUUUAUUUAUCGUAUUAAAUAUAUUCAUCAACAAAGUUUAUAAUUAUUUUCGAACCACCCUAAUUUUUUUAUUAAGAAUAAACAUGUUAUUUAAUA